CACGCUAAAUAAACGAAUUUCCACUGAAAGUUGUAGAAGAAGCAGGAAGAUACUACACCAUUUCUCAACCGUUCUUUUGUUGCUGUUAUGGAUACUAAGAUCGGAUCAAUCGAAGCUUGUAAGCCAGGGAGCGGCGACGUAGCCAACGCGCCGACAAACGGCGUCAAUACGGUUCACUCAACGCCCGUUGCCUUCAGCUCGGCUGAGGCUACUCUAGGCCGCCAUCUGGCGCGCCGCCUCGUCCAGAUCGGGGUGACCGACGUGUUCAGCGUCCCCGGGGACUUUAAUCUUACUCUGCUUGACCACCUCAUUGCGGAGCCGGGGCUCAACCUGAUCGGCUGCUGCAACGAGCUCAACGCCGGAUACGCCGCCGACGGCUAUGCUCGGGCCCGCGGAGUUGGAGCCUGCGUCGUCACUUUCACCGUCGGAGGACUUAGCGUCCUCAACGCCAUCGCCGGCGCGUACAGUGAAAACCUCCCGCUGAUAUGCAUCGUCGGUGGUCCCAACUCGAACGACUACGGAACUAACCGGAUCCUCCACCACACUAUCGGUUUACCCGAUUUUAGCCAGGAGCUCCGAUGCUUUCAAACCGUUACUUGCUAUCAGGCUGUGGUGAACAAUUUGGAAGAUGCGCACGAGUUGAUCGAUACGGCGGUAUCGACGGCGUUGAAGGAGAGCAAGCCGGUUUACAUAAGCAUCGGCUGUAACUUGGCAGGGAUCCCUCAUCCCACCUUUAUUCGUGAACCGGUUCCAUUUUCACUUAACCCCAAAUUGAGUAAUCAGAUGGGUUUGGAGGCAGCAGUGGAGGCUGCUGCAGAGUUCUUGAACAAAGCUGUGAAGCCAGUGCUGGUUGGAGGGCCAAAAAUGCGUGUUGCAAAAGCUUGUAAAGCCUUUGUCGAGUUGGCAGAUUCUUGUGGGUAUGCCACGGCUGUUAUGCCCUCUGCUAAGGGGCUAGUACCUGAGCACCAUCCGCAUUUCAUUGGAACCUACUGGGGUGCAGUGAGCACUGCGUUCUGUGCUGAGAUUGUUGAAUCAGCUGAUGCUUACUUGUUUGCGGGACCAAUAUUCAACGACUACAGCUCGGUUGGCUAUUCUUUGCUUCUUAAGAAGGAGAAGGCAAUCAUUGUGCAACCUGAUCGUGUGACCAUUGCCAAUGGUCCUGCAUUUGGCUGUGUUCUAAUGAAGGAUUUCCUUUCUGCACUUGCGAAGAGACUUAAGCACAACAAAACAGCGUAUGAGAAUUACUCUAGGAUUUUUGUCCCUGAAGGCCAGCCACUCAAGUGUGAGCCGAAGGAGCCAUUAAGGGUCAAUGUUCUUUUCCAGCACAUCCAGAAAAUGUUGUCAGGUGAAACAGCUGUUAUUGCUGAGACAGGGGACUCAUGGUUCAAUUGUCAAAAGUUGAAAUUACCUCAAGGAUGUGGAUACGAGUUCCAAAUGCAGUAUGGAUCUAUUGGAUGGUCUGUAGGUGCAACUCUUGGGUAUGCACAAGCUACACCGGAGAAGCGGGUGAUUUCUUGCAUUGGAGAUGGUAGCUUUCAGGUGACAGCUCAGGAUGUGUCAACAAUGCUGCGUUGCGGUCAGAGACCCAUCAUUUUCCUGAUAAACAAUGGUGGCUACACGAUUGAAGUAGAGAUCCAUGAUGGACCUUACAAUGUCAUCAAGAACUGGAACUACACUGCACUCAUUGAUGCAAUCCACAAUGGUGAGGGCAAGUGCUGGACAGCCAAGGUUUUCUACGAAGAGGAGCUCAUUGAAGCAAUUGAGACUGCGACCGGAGCCAAGAAGGAUUGUCUGUGCUUCAUUGAAGUGAUUGUUCACAAGGAUGAUACGAGCAAAGAGCUGCUUGAAUGGGGUUCUAGGGUCUCUGCAGCUAACAGCAGGCCUCCAAACCCUCAGUAAACUGUUAAGUGUCGUUGAGGGAGGAAAUAACAAAGGGGAAUUGGCUUGUCUACCUUGAACAACUUUCAAGUUUCCCCCUCUUACUUACGUUUGUGUAAUCAUUGAACUAUUAUAUUGCUCCUCUGUAUAUCGGAAUUUUUUUUUUUUACCAUUCCUGUUUUUCAGAAUUCUCCGCCCA
Messenger RNA from Ipomoea triloba (trilobed morning glory), 2077 nucleotides. RefSeq names its product pyruvate decarboxylase 1. Gene Ontology annotation, molecular function: magnesium ion binding; thiamine pyrophosphate binding; carboxy-lyase activity. The record is from RefSeq and is a predicted model, not a curated record. The transcript is spliced from 5 exons. NCBI's taxonomy places the organism in Eukaryota, Viridiplantae, Streptophyta, Magnoliopsida, Solanales, Convolvulaceae. Bases 88 to 1899 code for a protein of 603 amino acids.